Molecule: messenger RNA, 345 nt
Organism: Oikopleura dioica
Lineage: Eukaryota; Metazoa; Chordata; Appendicularia; Copelata; Oikopleuridae
Source: the annotation of a GenBank genome assembly
AUGGAUAAAUUUGAAAAGGCAUGGUCGAGAUUUUCGGACGUGCCGUUUUUCAGCUUUAAGUGGACGAUGGAAAUGUCUGACUUGCCCAAAUUUGAAACGCUGCUGAGAGAGCGACACGAUCUUCCUUUGAUGAUCAGCGAAGAUGGAAACUACAAUAUCAGCUCAGUACUGCAGACAUUGAUCAGUCAACACCCGGGUACAAAAGAAGACUACAUUGCCAGCAUGGUUUUUGAACUGUACGUUCUCAUCGAGGGCGAAACUCCUGAUCAUUAUGCAAAGUUACUGUCCCCUGCUCGAGACGAAAUUGUCGAUCUUAUUGUCAAUCACGAAAAUUUUAAUCCCUAA